Messenger RNA from Spinacia oleracea (spinach), 1848 nucleotides. RefSeq names its product endoglucanase 11. Lineage: Eukaryota; Viridiplantae; Streptophyta; Magnoliopsida; Caryophyllales; Amaranthaceae. Gene Ontology annotation, biological process: carbohydrate metabolic process. Bases 177 to 1757 code for a protein of 526 amino acids. The transcript is spliced from 6 exons. The record is from RefSeq and is a predicted model, not a curated record. Gene Ontology annotation, molecular function: hydrolase activity, hydrolyzing O-glycosyl compounds.
AACAAUCCCAAUAUUAUUUACAUAGUAAUUUUAUAAUUAUAAUUAUACAAGUAUAUAUAUACUCCAGUCUCCACUAUCGUAAGUUCGUAACUGCUCUCCUCCUCCCUAACAUUUUGUUGGCUCAUUACUCCAGAUCCUUCUUCCUCCCUAAUCCCAUUCUAAUCAAACCCAGAAAAAUGAAAGACAACUCCAGAAAUUGGAGUUUGGCUUUCAUUUUAUUCAAUUUUGCUAUGAAUUUACCCUUUGCUUUCUCAGAAUUUACCUCAAAACAGUACGGUGAUGCUCUUUCCAAGAGUCUAUUGUACUUCGAAGCGCAGCGUUCAGGGCAUUUGCCUCAUAAUCAAAGGGUUUCUUGGCGAUAUCAUUCUGGCCUACUUGACGGCCUUGAUCAAGGGGUAGAUUUGGUGGGUGGAUACUAUGAUGCCGGUGACAAUGUAAAAUUCGGGUUUCCGAUGGCGUUUACGGUGACAAUGUUGUCAUGGGGAGUAGUUGAAUAUGGGAGGGAGAUGAUGGCCGCCGGAGAGUAUGAUCAUGCACUUGAAGCAAUCAAAUGGGGCACAGAUUAUUUCAUUAAAACUCAUCCUCAACCUAAUGUUUUAUGGGCUCAGGGGUUCGAUUCUCACCAUUUGCAAGAAGGAUCCCCGAUUUAUCCCCCUCUUGUAGGUGAUGGCAACACCGAUCACUAUUGUUGGCAACGGCCAGAAGACAUGACAACAUCACGGCAAGCUUACAAGGUCGACGAAUCAAACCCGGGAUCAGAUAUAGCUGGCGAGACGGCCGCAGCAAUGGCGGCUGCUUCCUUAGUGUUUAGAACUACCAACCCAACUUACUCUAAUAUGCUCUUGGACCAUGCUCAACAAUUGUUUGAGUUUGGGGACAAGUAUAGAGGAAAAUACGAUGAUAGGCUGAAGGAAGUAGAAGGUUAUUAUCCUUCAUGGAGUGGGUACAAAGAUGAGUUGUUAUGGUCAUCUUUGUGGUUAUACAAAGCCACUAACAAGGAUUAUUACUUGGACUAUGCUAUCAACAAUGCUGUCUCCUUUGGGGGAGUCACUUGGGCUAUCAAUGAAUUUAGCUGGGACAUCAAAUAUGCUGGCGUUCAAGUUAUUGCCUCCAUGCUAUUAAGAGAAGAGAAGAAUGGUAAGCACAAGCAAAUGUUAGAGCAAUACCGAUCAAAAGCAGAACACUACAUUUGUGGUUGCCUAAACAAGAACAAACUCAACAACGUGAAGCGCACCCCAGGGGGCUUACUGUACACCCGCAGGUGGAACAACAUGCAGUAUGUAUCAAACGCAGCGUUUCUUCUUACAGUCUACUCUGAUUAUCUCCAAACGACGGGUCAAACUCUGAAAUGCCCUCAAGGAGAAGUAGAACCACAAGAAAUAUUCUCCCAAGCCAAAUCACAGGCAGAUUACAUAUUGGGGACAAACCCAAUGGGCCUAAGCUAUUUGGUUGGUUUUGGGCCUAAAUACCCAUUAAGGGUCCACCACAGAGGAGCUGCAACCCCAUCGUACAAAGAGUGGGUGGAAUUUAUUGGGUGUACUGAGGGAUACAAUAAGUGGUAUGGACACCCGAAUCCAAACCCAAAUCUUUUGACUGGGGCCCUUGUUGGUGGGCCCAAUGGUGAAGACGAGUUUAUUGAUAAGAGGAGUAAUUAUGCACAGACUGAGGCUUGUACAUACAAUUCUGCCCCAUUGGUUGGACUUUUUGCUAGAUUGCAUAGUUCUAUGAAUUACUCCACUAAUUAUGCUUCUAUUUAGUGUUUACUGUAAAUUAAGUGAAAGAAUUAUCACUAUUGAUGAUAAAUUUACAAUUUUGAAGCGUGGGCCCAUGCUAAGAGGCCAGCUAAAA